CGUUGUGGUAGUUCAGCCUUAAGAGUUUUCGUUCAUUCAGGAGUUUAAUAUUCCGUGUUUCACACCCAGAUUGUUAGCUGCUGAGCUCCCAAGUAAUAAAGUUAUGUCACGUGAAGAUACCCAUAUGCUUGAUGUCCACUGGAUGGCGGCUGAAUGGGUCAGUUAUCAAAAGAAGUUCCAGGGAAAAACAAUAGCAUAUAUUGACGUAAGCUAUCUCGAGUUUGAAGACAGGAAAACUACAGUUGUUGGUGAUUCUAGAACCUCAAGUGAACUACAAGGGAAAGAAAUACAAGUUGGGGUAGUAUACGCACCACAUCAUAAAGACAGGAGAACCAAGUUAAAUGUGGUAUUAAGCCCUCAGAAAACAACUGAGAUCACUGUGUUCAGGGGCGGAGUCCGAGGCUUAGACGAGUGUAUACAGCUUCACUUUGAUGAAUACACAGACUAUUCACUGAAUUGUUGGGAGGAUUUCUAUGAAAAAAGAGAGCAGCUUCGACAAAUCCGUGUAAGAGAUGUUGAGAUUCCGGACAGGAUGUUCAACAAAAAUCAUGCCCAUGCCAUAGUGACACCUAUUCAGCAACACAGUAGCAAAACGUUCGUCAAGAAACUCAAAUUGAAAGGUAAGGUCGAGAUCAGGUUUACAGAUAUGAAACAAGUUUCUGUAAAUAUCGGAGACAUUGUGUCUGAUCUAAAAAACUUGUACAGGAGAAACCAACCUUCAGACCUGUCCAUGGUCUCCGUCUCCAGGUCUAAAUCUGUCAAAUGGGAAAUGGAACUCAAAGUGGAACAAAAAUGGGAAGUCGACGCCAGAGUAACCUUUCCUAACCUUAAAAAAUAGCUUGAGAAUAUUUACUUGUUUAAGAUCGCAAUUUUUCUGUUUGCAUUUUUAAAAGAAUAGGUUACUCGAUAAGUAGUGUAAUUGAAAACUAAGACCAUUCUUCUAAAUUUAAGAACUACUCAAAUUACGAAGAUUAUGUCUAUUUUUAAAUGUGUGUGUCUUUAAAGCUGUUUAACUAUAAAGAUUUAGAUUUAUUAUUGAAGCACAUUUAUUUAUGUAUAUAGCUACAGUAAGUUUAUACUGAAAUUAUUUUAUUUUAUUGUGUAUGACCAACACACAUCUGAUUCACGUAAGUAACUUAACUGUUCUUAACUGAAGUCAAAAGGGACAUAGACGUAUGAAACCAAAUUUAAUAUAAAAUAUAAUUUGAUAUUAAAGGUUGAUACCCUACAUUACACACUGUUACAGUACACACUGUGUCCACUACUAACUACAAAAAACACAUUUACAACGAAGUGCAAUACAUAUUGCACAUUAUACUAGCACACUGCAAAAGAAACAAGGAAUUUCUUUUACCAUUCCUUGUCUGCUAAAUCUGUAUUGUUCGCGCUUAAAAAGUUGCAUUUUAUUAAAGCAAAGUCUGCCACAUAUUACGUCGUGAUAUUGUAUUGAUAUUAAUUAACUACAACUUUUUAUAAAAUAUACUUUAAAUGCUAUUUUGCUGUGUAUUAAUUUUAUUGAGUUUUUUAUCAUUGGGUAUUUGAAUGUUUUACACUGUGCAAGUUUGUUGAGUUUUGACUUGAUUACUCCAUUUGUUCGAUGUUUAGAAUUGAAAACUACUGCCAUUUUUAUUUAACUAUAUUUUUGCUUCAAUAAUUAUGUAUAAUGAACAAACAAUAAAAUUAACAACAGUCAUGAAUUGAAUGAGCAUGGAUAUUAAGUUGUGAUCAUGUCAAAACAUCAAAUGCUGUUUUUUUUUUAAUUUGGUGAUAUAUUCUUCUCAUUCCAAAUGUUAUUCAAUCAAAAACAAUAAACA
Physella acuta is the source of this 1814-nucleotide messenger RNA. RefSeq lists its product as uncharacterized. NCBI's taxonomy places the organism in Eukaryota, Metazoa, Mollusca, Gastropoda, Physidae. The record is from RefSeq and is a predicted model, not a curated record.